This is a messenger RNA of Gastrolobium bilobum, 693 nucleotides long. Its product is annotated as ribonuclease 1-like. Gene Ontology annotation, molecular function: ribonuclease T2 activity; RNA binding. Gene Ontology annotation, biological process: RNA catabolic process. The transcript has 3 exons. The record is from RefSeq and is a predicted model, not a curated record. NCBI's taxonomy places the organism in Eukaryota, Viridiplantae, Streptophyta, Magnoliopsida, Fabales, Fabaceae. The coding region runs from base 1 to 693 and encodes 230 amino acids. Gene Ontology annotation, cellular component: extracellular region.
AUGAAAAGCAAGUUUCUUUUGGCUUUGGCUUUGCUACUCUUGGGAAUUCUCUAUUGUGAAGCAAACUAUUACAACACAUAUGAUUAUUUGGAACUAGCCUUGAGGUGGCCAAACUCCUAUUGCUCCAUACAUGAAGGCACUUGCAGGGACACAGUGCCCCAACAUUUCACUAUUAGCUACCUUCACCCCAUGAAAAGGGGAGGGCCUGAUCUGAAAUAUUGUCCAACACCAUAUCCUCUACCAAAUAGCACUAUCGAGGCAAACAAAAAUAACCUGCUCAGGUUCUGGCCUGAUUUGACAACUGAUAAUUUUCUAGAUAGCCAGACAUUGUGGAAAGACCAGUGGAAAAUGUACGGAUCGUGCUCUAAUAUGAGGCCAGAUGAUUAUAUUGCGUACGCACUCAACAGCAUAAAGAGAAAUGAUCUAAAGAAAAUCUUGGCAAAUGCAGGUAUUGUUCCCAGUGGAGUUCAGUAUCCACCAGAUAGAAUAUUGAAUGUUUUCAGGACAGCUCUUGGUGUCAACGUGGACAUAGUUUGUGAGACAGAUACAAAUGGGAACACUUAUCUAGCAGAGGUCCAUCAAUGUGUUGAUUACUAUGGAACAACCCCCAUAGACUGUUACCAUAAGGCAAAAGGAUGUGAUGAUAACCCCAUCUUUCCUUAUCCGGGAUUCGGAGAAGAAAGUCCUAAUUAA